Molecule: messenger RNA, 1473 nt
Organism: Cladocopium goreaui
Lineage: Eukaryota; Dinophyceae; Suessiales; Symbiodiniaceae
Source: the annotation of a GenBank genome assembly
AUGCCAUGGCGGUUUUUGCCGCUGGGAUUUCUGCCCACCAUCAAGGCUGGUGCGUGGCAAGAUGCCAUGAGAACCACCGAAGACUUCGAGGCCAUGACAGGCUCAUCAAAUGCGCAGGUCAUCAGCUUCGUCACCGCCAUUGAUCCCUUUGCGCUGACUCGCACCAAUCUCCUGGAGAAGUUUCCCCUGAAGGCGGCCAUGGUGACUCUGCUGGGGCUGGAAGCGCAAACGAAAGCCUGGAGCAAUCUCCGGAAGGUGGAGCUUCUUCAUCAGCAUGUUGCGCUGUUGCCCCCCCAGAAGGUGGUUUUCGCCAUCGACUUCUUUGAUGUGAUGUGGUUUGGUUGCAAAACCGACCUGGUGGAGACGUUCAAAAGUUUCAACCGCUCCAUGGUUUUCAGUGCCGAGCUGUUUCCUUAUCCCAUGACGGAGGCUGCUUUGGACCGCUUGGAGAGGUCGGAUGGUUAUCCUGUGUUGGGAAAGAGGACUGAGCCAUUGCGCACCCUGAGAGAGAAGACCUACAAGUACCUGAACUCUGGCUGCGUUGCGGGCUAUGCGUCUGCGCUGAAAUUGGCAACUGGUCGCAUACUGCAGCACGAUGGGCUGAAUCAAUAUGUCACCUACAGCAGGUUGGCAGCGAAUGACGACGAGCGGAAGCAAAUGCAGAUGGGUAGUGAUGACCAGAUUGCAUGGCAUACCUAUGCUCUUCAUCACCCAGAUGAGAUCGCAUUGGAUUAUGACGCGGAUCUAUUUUUGAGUGCAUUCGGUACUGAGCUGCCGGAUUACAGUUUCCGGGCUGGGCAAGUAUGGUUAAAGCCUUUCAAUCGCUAUCUGUGCUUCGCUCAUGGCAACGGCGCCAGCAACUUGGCGGUCCAUGUGGCGGAGCUCCAGCAGAUGGCUGAAUCUUUCCCAAGACUUCAGCCGGACAAUUGCUCACUAAUGCGUCAAAGGCACAAGGAGGUUCGAGGAAUGCAGGUGUGGGAGUUGUUCUGUGACUGGCAUAUGCUGCGUGCUCUUGCCAUGAAGCCGUUCCCGCCGUUCCCGCGGCGCUGGAGAAAUCUGGAGAAAAAGUCCUGGACGAGGGAAAGGAUGGGAAAGGGGAUUCGAAGUGGUUGCAAAGCAAGGAGAAUCCUAGGAGUGUCACUGAAAGCAACCAGUCAAUACCAGUCUGCCCCGAAACAGCAUACUGCAUACUCUUCUUUUCAACAGUUUUUUGUUUGCAGUUUCCAAGUUCAAGUGCUGAGGUUUCUCAGCUAUUUGGCUGUCGCCUCAGAGAUGAUCCAAAGACCUGUGGUAUGUGUCGCUGCUUUUCAUAUCUUUUCAUCAAGUCAGUUCAAACGGUUCCUUCCUCUGACACGCAAGUGCACAGCGGUGAAGAUGAUGGUGUUCAACAUUGUUCAACAAAACAUGUGCCACCUCCCUGGUCUCCUUGUUUUGACCCGCAGUAAGGUAGGUCAAAGGAUGUUAAAGGUAUAA